Molecule: messenger RNA, 3800 nt
Organism: Nezara viridula (southern green stink bug)
Lineage: Eukaryota; Metazoa; Arthropoda; Insecta; Hemiptera; Pentatomidae
Source: the annotation of a GenBank genome assembly
GGGGGGGGGGGUUUCAGCCCGAAAGCCUCCCCCCUUCCCCGUAAAUCCACCUGUGACACAGACUAGGGGGAGCGACCACCCUCCCAAUACAAAUGUUGAGAGGACGAGGAUAUUGUUUCGACCACUCCCUCCAAUAAUUUGAAUAAAAAAAAAUUAAAAUUGAUGACAAAUAUCGACUGUUCUACACACCAUGGGUGAUAAAUAGUCAGGACGCAGUUAUACUGAAUGUUUUUUAUUGGUGCCAACGUUUCAACCUAAGCGUACGGGUCAUCAUUUCGAGCACUUAAGUACUGGAACAGUACUUGAAUAAUUUCAGUGCUCGAAACAUGCCCUGAUGAUGACCCAUAUGCUUGGGUUGAAACGUUGGCAUCAGUAAAGAACAUUCACAAUGAUUGCGUCCUGAAUAUUUAUCAUCCAUAAAAUUGAUUAAGAAAAGUCGACUGACUGGCUGGCCUAAGGCCUAUAACUAGGUAUGUAAAUAUUUUAUCACGACCUAAAUAUAGCUACUACUUAAAUUUUCAUUUAUAUUCAGAGAUAAUUAUAUAGAAACAUACCCUACGAUUUUAUGGUUCAUUCAACUCGCAUGUGGACAACGCAAUUUUCACGUUAUUUUCUUAUAAAUUUUCUGCGAUAAAGUUGGAAAAAAUAUAUUUAAUUAGUACAAGCUUGUAGAGAAUGUUUUUAUAGACAUUUUUACAUAACUACGUAGACUGUGAUAACAUUGUAUUUUCCAUUCUAACGUUGUGCAAACUGAGAUAUCAAAAAUAUUUUUCAGUUUUUUAUUGUUAUUUAUUUUUAGCUCGAAAUGUACCUAUGUUAGGUUGUCCCCCGUUCAAUUCACAAUAAUUCUGUUGCGUUUCUACACAUAAUAUUAACUACUGCCAUUUUUUUUUUUUUUUUUUUUUUUUGGUCCGUCGACUUUUUAUUUACGAAAACUUUCAAAAAUAUAGCAUUUCCAAUCUGGAAAUCGGUAAAUUUUUUUAAUUUAAUGAGACACUAAAAACUCUUGCAUACUUUCAAGUCUCUCUCCAUUUAAAUAAAACAAUAAAAGUGGCGAAGAAACUGAAGUUUAAAACCAUCUACGUUCAGAAUAUGCAAAUGAAAACGAAAGAGAACAAAAAUAUCAUAAAAUUUCAUUUAUUUAAAAACGCAACGAAGGCUUUAUAAAGCAGGAACAAAUACAACAGGCUGCAGCGGCCCAACUGUACAAACAGUAAACCAACCAACUCGAGCUAGAAGUGGUAGUCCAGAUCCCCCCGUGAUUUUUUUUUUUUUUUAAUUUUUGUUUAGCUGAAUCAUACAAUAAAUCCUUGACCAUUACGAUCGAUAAAUAACCCGCAUUAAUCUGAAAAUCAAAAUUACUGAUUGGCUAAAAUAUGGGAUAAAGCAGAGAUAUUUGCAGAACAGAAGAGUUGAUUAUAACAAUUACAUAAAGGGACAUAAAUAAAAUUAAUCUAUGGAUUAAGACAGAUCAACUUCAUCCAUUUCAUUUUUUUCCCCAAUGCCUUGAGCCGUUUCGUCCAAUAUUAGCUUUGUUUCAAAACCUACCAUGGUGCAGGGCAGUUCAAUAGAUGCUCGGCUGUCAUAGAUCCUUGUCGAAAUAAUGAAAAUGAUGCUGACUUUACAAAUCCGAUACGGUGGAUGUGACUUAAGAGAGUCAUGUCCAAUCUAUAUCCGAAACUGCACAACGGUAUCAUUUCUUGGGAGAUCUACUCAAAAUUUUCUGUUAAAUGGAGCCCACUGCUUCUCUUAUAACUCUUGUAAUUUCUGUUAAAAAGGAUUUUACUGUGGGGAGUAAACGAGCAAAUAAUUCAACAAUAGUCGGUAGAGACUUUAACACUGAAAAAAAAAAAAUGUAUUGGAAUACAGAGCUCGGAAGGAAUCUAAUGUAGUGAUUACUAUGAAGAGUAUCGAAUCUCCAAAAACAUUUAAUAAAGACGAAAUUUUAUAUCCGAAUGUCGAGUUUUUCAUGAAUUCAAACUUUUUGAGAAUACGAAAACCAGAAAACGAAGAGUAUAUUAAGGAAUUUUGAGUACCCUCGAUUAGAAUCUACUCUAUUUUUUCGUCAUUAUGGACUAAGUUUAUUGUAUAUAGGUAUGAAUGUGUUUUAUAUAUUUUAAUUUCAUUUAGCUUUUCUCUAUUUUUUUUCUUUCCUCUAUUUUUUUUUUUUUUUUACCUAUGUUAUUAUUUGUAUGUAUAUAUUGUGUGAAUGUUCAAUAUAGCCCUAAUAUUAAUGCCCUCCAAUGCGGCAGAAUGUAUUAUUUUUCAAAUAAAAAAAAAAUAAAAUAUGGACUAAGUAGUAAUGCGAGUAUCAUAGAAGACAAGUAGAGCUUAACAGGUCUUAUAAAUAACAGCAAAUCGAAGGUCUUAUAAAUCAAGUCGCGAGUUUGAAAAGAGUUAGAGGAAAUAAUUUAUAGAAAUUUAGGAUCGUUUUCAUUUUUUUUUUUUUUUUUUAUAUUUUCGUCGAACCUGAUGUUUGUUUCAGUUCGGUUCUGACAAAGCCUCAGAGAAAGUCAAACAGGUAUCUCUCGGUUCCGGCAAAAUAAAUCAUUUGUGCCAGAAAGAGGUGAACUGAGUCCAAAAGUUAUAGCAUCCUUUUUUAACAAGGGGAAAACCGUCUCCGAAACUUUGGACAGUCCGAUUCAUAAAAGGAUCAUUGUAGGAUGAAGUUUCUUGAGAAUGAAAAGACGAGUUGUAACAAAUAAAUGUUUCUUACGAUCCAUAUUAAUCGAUAGCCGAAUCCUAAUAACUUUAAAAACUCAUGUAUAGUAAAAAUAAAAUAUUGCGAUAAGCACAUCAUUAUUUUAUUUUAUUUUUAAUCCCCAUUCUUUAGUGUACAUAGGUGUGAAUUUGUUUUAUUUAUUUUAUUAUUAUUUGGCUUUAAUGUGUUAUUUUACUUAUCUUGUAUAUUACUUUAUCUUUAUAUAUAUAUAUAUAUAUAUAUAUAUAUAUAUCUUUUUUUUCUUUUUCUCUUUCCCUUCUUACUUGGUUAUUUUUAUUUAUUUUCCUUUCUUAUGUACAUAUUGUGUGAAUGAAUACUAUAGCCCUAGUACCAAUGCCCUUCAGUGUGGCAGACUGUAUUAAUACUCAAUAUAAGAAAAAAAAAAAAAAAGAAACAUUCUUAGCAAUCUUGAAGUAUUUUUACACAAGUAUUACAACAAUUUUAUUACAAUAAUAUAAAUAAUCCAUCACAAAUUAAACUGGUUAUAUUGGAGUCAUCGGCGCACACAAAAAAAGUUUUAAAUAUAAGUAUUUAACGCUAAUCUUUAAAUUUAAUUCUUAUUACUUGUUUUAUCUCAAUACAAAAUAAUAUGUCUUAAACCCAAUAUGAUUUAUUUAACAAUAUCAUUACAUUUCCAGUGCUCAAGAGGGCAUUUGAUGCUUUUGCCCAGAACAGGGGUUACAUAGAAUGCAAUAUGGUGGGAACAAUCCUGCAGAUGUUGGGUCAUGAGCUCUCCGACGCCAGACUUAAGGAAAUCAUAGACGAAGUAGACGCAGACGGUUCUGGGCAACUAGAAUUUGAGGAGUUUGUCGCUCUUGCUGCAGGAUUCCUGACAGAAGAUGAUCAAGAUGCAGAAGCUAUGCAACAAGAACUAAGGGAAGCAUUUAGGCUCUAUGAUAAGGAAGGUAAUGGCUACAUAACCACUGCUGUUUUAAGAGAAAUUCUCAAAGAACUGGAUGAUAAAAUUACUUCACAAGAAUUGGACAUGAUGAUCGCUGAAAUUGACUCAGAUGGUUCUGGCACAGUUGACUUUGAUGAAUUUAUGGAGGUCAUGACAGGAGGCGAUGAUGAGCGGUAG